This is a messenger RNA of Podarcis lilfordi (Lilford's wall lizard), 19089 nucleotides long. Lineage: Eukaryota; Metazoa; Chordata; Lepidosauria; Squamata; Lacertidae. The record is from the annotation of a GenBank genome assembly.
AUGAAACUGACAAGUUCAAAUCAGAGCGAGGUGGAAGCUGAGUUCGAAGGAGGAUUGAUUAACUUGGACAAGACUCUGUUCUGCAGACCUCUGCAAGUUUGGUAUUACAAAUGGAUGACCAGGUAAAACUAGCAGAUCAAAAGCGAGGCACGUUGAGCAAUCCCAUGCCACUGGAUGAUCCUGUCCAACUUCCUGGCUACAUUUAUGUCCACCACUAGUUCCAUUCAGUUCAUGGUUUGAGUCCUGCCCUCCAGAACAGGAGAAAACUUAAUCCAUCUUCCAUGUGACAACCUUUUAGAUAGUGGAAGAUGGCUGUCAUAUCUCCUCUCAGCCUCUUCUUUUCAAGGCUAAACACACCCAACUCCCUCAACUGUUACUCACAACGCUUGCUUUCUGGACCCUUGAUAAACUUGGUUGCCCUCAUCUGCACACAUCCAGCUUGUCAAUAGCCUUCUUAAAUUGUGGUGCCCAGAACUGGGACACAGGACUCCAGGCGUGGUCUGACCAAGGCAGAAUAGAGCCGGACUAUUAUUAUAUGAGAUCUAAACAGAACCCCAAGCCAGUAAUCUGGCUGUUGCAUUUUGGACCAAUUUAAGUUUUUGUGUUGUUUUCAAUGGCUGCCUCAUGCAUAGUACAUUGCAACAACCCAAUCUGGAAGUUACCAGAGCAUGUAAAUAAUGUCACAAUAGCCUGCAUUUCAGUUCACAUUUUUUUGUUUUGGGAAGUGUGAAUUUGGUAAAUCAUGUCCUCCCUAAAAGAGGGCACAUGUUGCGGUGAGACCUGGAGACCAAUCCCCUGGGUUGUGGGUGAGUAAGAUUGAUUAGCCACAACACCUGAUUGGUGGGUCCCUCGAUGUUGGGUUCAAUUUGGCCAAUGGGGUGCAGUCCAAACGGAUUGAGGGACCUAUUUAUGCCCAUGCACGUGACCCAGAGCUUCCUCUUUCAGUGCAUGCAUUCAGAACACCUGCCCACCUCUCCCUACUUUUAUGGCUUGUGCUUGACCUUGCUAUGCCAUUGUGUGUUGUCUGUCGUUGGGACAGGGGCACGGCAGGAAUUUCCCCCACUUGGCUGAUUGGCUGUUGCCAUUUGGGUUUGGCUUGCUGCGUAGCAAAUCGUCACAACUUGUAAGGUUGCGGAUAGGCUCUGGUUCAGGUGAUAGGGAUGGGGGAACGCUCUUGCCAUCCCUAUGUGAAGGGUAUUCCGUUAAAGGAAUCCAGGAACUCAAAUGGUUUGGUCAACCCCUGAGAGGGGGACAUCUGGGUGGCCGACAUAGUCUGUUCCCGAUUUUUCACCCAUCCAGGUGUUCACCCUUGGCUGACCUAUGCCAAAACCCUGGGUCAGUGCUACCUGCAAGUGCAGGGAGCUAAUCGAACCAGAGCCUAUGCAACCACUCAGUUUCUGUAAUCAAUAAAGUUGUGGCCUAAAUUCUGUCAAAAACCAAACUAAAAUUUGAGUCAAGUGUGAAUUUAUUUAGGGUGGGUCUGAACACACAAUUAACUUUCAAAUACAAACUGAGCUGAACCUCUUCUUCAUUACUAAUGAAAAUAGUACAAAAUGUUGAAAAGCUCUGUGACCUCCUUCAAAAGGAACCCAAACCAGAACCCCAGAACUGAUCACCACUUGAUUCACCACUUGAAGAACUAGGGCAAGCCCAGGAAGAUGUUGAAUGAAACAGGAGAGGCCACCGUUUCUACCUUUCAGAGUUCUGCCAUUUCUGGAUUUGCUAAGCCUCUCUACUCCAUUUUCCCUUAUCCAACCUGCAUUCCCCAAUGACUUUUGAAGGGGGAAAAAGAAGGCACAUCCUACAUUUCAGCAUAAAUUAAUUUGGAGGAAAGAACGGGGGCCUUUUUGCAAAUACGUGGCGAUCUAGUCAAACAUUAACUUUUGACUUACAUCAGACUAUUCAAGUGAAAGGUUCUCAAAUGUCAACCGAUGGAUCUCUGAUAAAAGUUAAUGUUGUUGUACUGCUUGCUGUUUAAUUCAGUUCUCAAAAACCCUGGUGAAUUUCCUUUUGGAGUGCUCUCUGCUAUUCCAGAGUGUGGGUUGUGGUAAGUUGUCUGCAUGUUUAUACAGAGAUUCUAGUUUCUGAGUUGUAUAACGUCGUCUGGGUAUGUGUCUAACAAUGAAACUAUGUUGUUAAAACAACCAGAUCUUACAUAAAGCAUGUAGGUACCAACGCCCAACUAAGUAUAGUCACAAAAGCAGUCAGUUUGAAAUGAGCUGUAACUAAUAUACAUAGAUAUUUUCCAGUUGUUUCAAGAAAGCAUUAGCCACAGCUCAACUAAGUAGGAGUGCUUUCAGACUGUUGCUCUUUUUGGGUAGGAUUCAGUCACAUAGCUGCAAAUUCAGGAUGUGCCAUUGACGCUGAUUUUGUGCUCUUGCACAGCAAACCCAGUUUCCAAAGACACCGCAAAACUGGAUUUUUAAAAAAUUCAAUAAAGGAAUGUGAUGGGAAAAUGCACUGAGGGGUGUUGAAUAACAGUUGCUUGGCAUAACAUCAGACAAUAUAAGCAAGUCAGGAUGAGUGCUCAGUAAACAACCCCGUCUGCAAUCCAAUCACUAUUGAUACUUAAUAGACAAUGUAGAACCAUCCUAUAUUUCAGCUAGAUUAUAUUUAUUUAGAGACUCUUGUUACAUGUUACAUUCCCAUGUUGUUUUCGAAGAAUGGUGCUUAGGAAGUAGCUAGAAACUGCCUGUUUGUACAAUGUCAGGAUGGUCCAGUCAGUGGUGCUCUUAAGAAGUGGUUUAUACAUAAGAAUGUAAAAUGUUGUCAGGGGGUGGAUCUACACACUGGGGGGGGAGGGGCGUGUUAUAAAUAAGUCAGAAAUUAAAUCCGCUAUGGGAAAUCGCUUAUAAUUUUAUUUGCUCUCUGGCGCCAUCUGGUGUUGCAUGUUUAUAACACAUUCAAAAGGCUGAUUCCAGGUUCUGCAGUUUGCAUGGCUGCCAAUAGGAGGCCCCACCAACUGCAGCAUGAGGAAGAGCGGUGCAGCCCAGCAAGCUGUUUAACAGAGCAAGUGGGGGGGGGCUUGAAGCACCUGCCCCACUCCAUUAAACGUGUCCACAGCAAGCUUUAGCAACCCACUGGGUGAAGUGCCUUCACGCACACACACACAAAUACUACCAGCUUUUGAAUUUCACUGCUUGCCCUUUUCACAUUUUGUGUGAACAAUAAUAUCAUUUGUAGGUAUAGCUGGAUCUGCAAUCCUAUAUUCACUUACCUGGGAGUAAGUCCUAUUUAAGGACGCGGGUGGUGCUGUGGGUUAAACCACAGAGCCUAGGACUUGCCAAUCAGAAGGUUGACAGUUCGAAUCCCCGUGACAGGGUGAGCUCCCGUUGCUUGGUCCCUGCUCCUGCCAACCUAGCAGUUCAAAAGCACAUCAAAGUGCAAGUAGAUAAAUAGGUACCGCUCUGGUGGGAAGGUAAACGGCGUUUCCGUGCAUUGCUCUAGUUCACCAGAAGCGGCUUUGUCAUGCUGGCCACAUGACCCAGAAGCUGUACGCCGGCUGCCUUGUCCAAUAAAGCGAGAUGAGCACCGCAACCCCAGAGUUGGCCACGACUGGACCUAAUGGUCAGGGGUCCCUUUACCUUUCAGUCCUAUUUAAUUCAAUGUGGAUUACUUCUCGGUAGACAUGCCUUCUCUGAAGAUGUUUUAUUACCAAGAUGGCAAGGUCUAACUUCUCAAAUCAAGCCUUCCCCUGGACUCUCUCUCUCUCUUUUAAAAAAAACUUGUAUUUGUACAUGCUCUUUUCUUAUAAUUUCUAACUAAACAACAAUAAACUAAAGUAAAAAAUCCAAUAAACUAAAUUCCAAUAAAUUAAAUUAUAUGAAAACAGACUUCUGGUCAUUUCCCGAUGUAAGUUACAUUUACGACAUUGAAUGUACUUAUACUUCUUACCUUACUCUUACUAUCGUUUCUAGUACUUUCUUAUAGCAUAUCGUACCGUUUUUCCUUGCUUGGUAGUAUUUAAUUUCCCUGGAUUCUCAAUGGAUCCAUGCCUGCCCCUUCCCCAGAAUUCUGCUCACAAGUAAAUGAAAAUUUGAGGAAAGUGGAUGAAAUUAUUAUAUCUCCUGAGCCUCUCAGUAGAAGCAACACAAACAUGUGAUUUGAUGGUGAGGGAGGGUGGGGUGGGGAGAGAGAAAAUUGAUUUUCAAAAGCCUCCAGCAAACAGUGAUGAAAUCACUUUAGUUUUCUUUAAUUUGAAAACCAGGCAAGGAUAUUAUACAGGCACUGCUUUCCUGUCCUUAAACUCCCUCUCUGAAAAAUAUAUAAUUUAAUGUAACAAGGGUUUCUGUCAGGGAACUGCCAUCAGUGCCGGAGGGAGAAAGCAAGCUCCAGAGGGAUCCCAGAGAGCGUCCCGGGAUUGGGAGAGGCAGCCCAUCUUCUGGGGAAGGGAAUCAGCUUAGCUCCAGUAGAGAAGGGGGGCAGAUGGGGGAAUCAGAGAGGCGGUCACAUGACUCCUUGCCGUGGACCAGCGGGGAGAGGAAGGGUCCUCCGCUGCCUACGCCCUCCUUGUGCAGAAGGCUUCCGCGCAGGGAGAGUAGGAGGAGACUGGGCGUCAAAGAACUUCUUUGCUGGAAGAAGUUUAAGAAACGCCCACUGACGGAUUCUGCCAGCGAUUGAGACAGCCACGGGUGAGUGGCUGUCCGGACAGGAAAGGUUCACUCAGGCAACCCAGCCAGGUGUUGCCACAGGCUUACGCACGAGCAACCCCUAGAACCACUACAGUUUCCCUUCAGUUAUGCUUAUUCAUCAGGGACAUCAGCAUUAAAAUAGGACUUUUCAGUGGGGCAUGUGGAAUUCCUCCUCAUAUUUAUUUAUUAAAUAUAUAUGCAACUUUCCUCCUGUUGCAGAACCUAUGGCAGCUUGUUGUUUAGUCGUUUAGUCGUGUCCAACUCUUCGUGACCCCAUGGACCAGAGCACGCCAGGCACUCCUGUCUUCCACUGUCUCCCGCAGUUUGGUCAGACUCAUGCUGGUAGCUUUGAGAACACUGUCCAACCAUCUCGUCCUCUGUCGUCCCCUUCUCCUUGUGCCCUCAAUCUUUCCCAACAUCAGGGGCUUUUCCAGGGAGUCCUCUCUUCUCAUGAGGUGCCCAAAUUAUUGGAGCCUCAGCUUCAGGAUCUGUCCUUCCAGUGAGCACUCAAGGCUGAUUUCCUUAAGAAUGGAUGCAUUUGAUCUUCUUGCAGUCCAUGGGACUCUCAAGAGUCUCCUGCACCAUAAUUCAAAAGCAUCAAUUCUUCGGCGAUCAGCCUUCUUGAUGGUCCAGCUCUCAUUUCCAUACAUCAUCACAGGGAAAACCAUAGCUUUAACUAUAUGGACCUUUGUUGGCAAGGUGAUGUCUCUGCUUACAGCAUCAAUUAAAACAGAUGAAGCUUCAAAGUAUAAAUAUUAAAACCAAUUAAAUAGGUAAACUUUGUUUUUAAAAGCACUGAAAACACUGAAAACCAUUCAAAUUCUCACACACACUCAAAAGAACAUCACCCACCUCAGAAGACCCCGCCAGUUUGUGGUCAAAGGCCUGUUGGAACAAAGAAAUCUUUGGCUGGCAGCAAAAGGAAAGCCCAGAGGGGGCCAGCCUAGUCUCAUGGAAGAGAGUUCCACAAUCUGGGAGCAACCACCGAGAAGGCCCUCUUACCUUCUCGCCCAAUGUGCCUACAAAAGUGGCAGAACCAAGAGAAAGGCCUACAGAAAGCGUUCCUUUUUUAAGGGACCAAAUGUGUACUAAAUGUGUCCUUUAGAGAAAAGUGUGCCCAAAUAUACAUAUAAAUGCGGAACUGUUGAGGGAGUCGGGUAUGUUGACCUGGAGAAGAGGAGACUUAAAUUAUAAUAAUAAUAAUAAUUUUUUAUUUAUACCACACCCUUCCCGGUUCAGAAAACCGGGCUCAGGGUGGCUAACAACAAAUUUAAAGCACUUAAUUGAUGCAACCAAAAACAGUAUAAAAUACAGUAUAAAACAUGAAUAACAAUAAAUUCAGAAUUCAAAAAUCAAUUUAGGGGGGAAAUCCAUCCAAUAAACAUUAGAUGAUCACCAGGGCUAGCUGGCUAAAUUAGUCCUAUUUGGGCCAGCGAGGAGACCAGGGGAGAAUUAGCUGUGGGAUCCCAGAUGUUAUGUACUGAAGUUCUCACCCUGGGCCAGCAGGGGGAUACUGUAGAUAGUUUUCACUCAAGUCCACAUAUGCAAAUAAGGAAUUGAAAGUGACGUUCAGUGAUUGGAUAGUUACAGGAAGUUGUUACUGUUGCCUUGUAGCGGAGCUCUAUAUAAGCAGGCUGGCUGAACCCUUCAGUUCAGUUCUGUUCUGGCCUGUGAAUAAACAAGAGCUGUUUGAAGAAUCGCUGUGUCGUCUGAUAUGUUCACCCACAACUUAACACCAGAGUGGGUAAUCUUCAUAAAAAGGGAAGGGGGAGGGAAGGAAGGGGAAUAAAAGAUCAGGCUAAGUUCAAAUUGAAAGAGGUGAAAGGCCAUCUUCAAAUAUCUGAGGGGCUGUCACAAAGAAAAUGGAGCAAGCUGGUUUUCUGCUGCUCCAGAGGGUAGGCCCUCAACCAAUGGACCCAAAUUACAAGAAAGGAGGUUCCGGCUAAACAUCAGGAAGAACUUUACGGUGGUAAGAGCUGUUCAACCCUGGAGUGAGCUGCUUCGAAAGGUGGUGGGAUCUCCUUCAUUUAAUUUUUAAAAAAACAAACAGAGAUUGGAUGGCCAUCUGUCAGGGGUCCUUUAGCUGUGAUUCCUUCACUGCAGGGGCUCUGACUAGAUUAGGGUCACUUCCAACUUUACAAUUCUCAGAUUCCAGGAUUCUUUGAGGCUGGAACCCGUCCCAGCAGCAAAUUGGCAAUGGGAACAUGACGCACAGUUCAGCUCCCAUUUUCAACACUGAAAGAGCUAUAUAGAGCAGGCUUCGUCAACCUCAGCCCUCCAGAUGUUUUUGGCCUACAACUCCCAUGAUCCCUAGCUAGCAGGACCAGUGGUCAGGGAUGCUGGGAAUUGUAGUCUCAAAACAUCUGAAGGGCCGAGGUUGAGGAAGCCUGAUACAGAGUAACUCUGAAUUCCCACCCCUAAGACACAUUCUGGCUAUGGAGUGAAGUUGCAUUUCCAUUGGAGUUCCACUUUGCAGUUUUGUCACUGGAAUUUAUUCGAUUCAUACAUAUAUUUCUGUCAUUGGUGUUUUGUUUUUGUUCUUGAGCAGAAUCUUGAAUUAUCAUGUUUAAUUCUUUUUUCUUUUUCUUUUGGUUUUCCAUAAAGGUAAGAAUUGUUUUCAUGGCAGGGGCAAGGAAGCUUCUCUCCAGAAUUCCAGUUUUAAAGUCUUUUAGUGCUUUCAAAUUGCCUUGUAGAAUCAUGAGUCAACCUUGCAGUGGAUCUCCAUUUCUGGAUUUCUCAGACACUGAAGCCCUCUACAAAAAUGUGCCAGAGCAUUUUAAUUUUGCACAUGAUGUCCUGGAUCAAUGGAGCCAAAAGGAAAAGGUAAGGGACUGUAUCUGUCAUGAUUUCCUAGUAUUAUCAGUCAGUCAUGCUGAUCUUUAUUGUUUAUAGCAAACGGUCAUUGAAUAUAUAUCUCAAAACAAACUAUAUAUCAACAAAACAUAAAUUAGCAUUAAUUUUCAGCAAAUCAUCAAAACCUAAAGUUACUAAGUUCCCCAUUUCAUUUACAUUAAGAAGUGAAGUCCCUUUGGUAGACAAAACUGUUUUGAGUCAAUAAAAAAGAGUAGCAUGAAAACUUCCUCACUGCUAGCUAGAGUUGAGAAAAGUUGUCCUGUUUGGCUUUUCUCGGUUUCUCAUUUUUCCCGUCUUAAAUUCAGUUCUCAACAUUUCCCCCUCAGCUUACAAAUCCAUUCUGCCUCCUGCCUAAAAAUGUCUGCAUGGAAUUCAUCAGCAUUUUAGUGUGAAAGUUCUUGUCUAACCCUUACAUCCUCUGGUUUUUUCGUUUUCCCUUAUUUAACAUGCCAAGUGAUGUUCAAAAUUCUGAAUGUUUUUGUAUGUUUUCUUUUCCUUUGUAUAAAUGGCAUUAAGAUUGUUACUUGAGGUCUGCUUAAUUCAUUUCUGUUGUCUCGAGGACUUGAAUUUACAGAGUAUCAGAUACGUUGCAAAUUUUGUCUGUAGAUAGUCUAGCUGUUUAUGGGGAUGCUACAUCUAUAGUUUGAUUAAUUUUAUGCCUACUUGCUCAAAAACAAGUAGGCAUAAAAUUAAUCAAACCAUAGAUAAAAUAUGAAACAGGAUGUAAGGGAUAGUUUGAUUUUAUUGGUGUCUUCUUUGGAAUAUUUUAUAGGGUUUUCUGUAAACCGCUGAGAAACCUGUUGCUGAUUAUUUGGUAUAUAAAUCUUGUUAGAGAGAUAGCUAAGUAAAAUAGUUUCCAUUUUUUCCCCAUCCUUUGUGCCUGAUAGGCUAGAAAGAGACCUUCCAAUCCCGCUCUUUGGUGGGUAAGUGGGAAAGGCGAGGAGGUGCGGUGGAGCUUUGAGGAGCUGGCAUUCUUAUCCAGGAAAGCAGCCAACGUCCUCUCCAAAGCCUGCAAUCUGCAGAAAGGAGAUCGAAUCGUCAUCAUCCUCCCCAGGGUGCCUGAGUGGUGGCUGAUCAGUGUGGGCUGCAUCAGAGCAGGUCAGUCAGGUCCUCUCUGUGCUAGGAACCGACAGAAAGAUCCAUUUUUGCUGUGUCUUCCUCUCCUCUCUUUUUAAUCACGCUUUGUUUUGCUCCUAGGUGUCACCUUCAUCCCAGCCACGACCCUGUUGACUGCUAAGGACAUCUUGUACCGGCUCCAAAAGUCUCGGGCCAAAUGUAUAGUUACAAACGAUGCCUUGGCUCCAUUGAUCGACUCUCUUGCAUCUGAUUGCCAGUUCCUGAAAACUCGGAUGUUGGUCUCCAAAGGCACCAGCAGAGAAGGAUGGCUGAACUUCCAUGACCUGCUGAAGUGAGAAUCUCUGCUGCCUUGUUAAGCAAGUCAGGGAUAAGUCAAAGAGUGAGAUAGAAAAACCUGGGGUCUGCAGUAUUCAUCACCUACAUCAGGAAGAUAGCCAAUUACUUGCGAACAUUUGUAUAGCAGACAAAAGUGCAUACAGAAAUAUGUAUUUUGGGAGGAAUGUCAACUAAAAUGUUGCAGAAUUUUCACGGGAUUGUGUGUUUUUUUUAAGUACAGUGGAACCUCGGGUUACAUACCGUCUUCCUUAUGAACGCUUCGGGUAACGAGCUCCGCUAACCUGGAAGUAGAUGCUUCUGGUUGCGAACUUUGCCCCAGGAUGUGAGUGGAGGUCACGUGGCGGCAGCGGGAGGCCCCAUUAGCGAAAGUGCACCUCAUGUUAAGAACGGUUUCAUGUUAAGAAUGGACCUCCGGCACGAAUUAAGUUUGUAACCGGAGGUUACCUCGGGAUGCGAACGGGAUCUGUUCCGGAGCCCCGUUCGCAUCCCGAAUGGAAUGCAAGAUGCAACGGCACGUCUGCACAUGCGCGGGUCACGUUUCGCCACUACCGCGCAUGUGCGUGACGUCAUUUUGAGCGUCUGUGCAUGCGUGAGCAGCGAAACCCGGAAGUAACGCGCUCCGUUACUUCCGGGUUGCCGCGGAGCGCAACUCGAACACGUUCAACCUGAAGUGCAUUCAGCUCGAGGUAUGACUGUAUAUGAAUCACAAGCUGAUUCAAAAAUGUGAGGAACUUGAGUUAAUUUGAAUGGAGUAUUUUGGAUGAGGUCUUCCCACUGCAACAUUUUAUUGCAGUUCCCACUUAUUCGUUUUCUACUGGAAUCCUAAUUUCCCAGAACACCUUAAAUUUACAAGAUCACAGACCAUUGAUUUUGAUUGCAUCUACUCCAUUCUUACUACUUGCCUACUUUUCUGUUUUUUAAAGUGCUGCAGACGGUGAUCAUCAGCCUGUCAAAACAAGGAGUCAAGAUCCAAUGACCAUCUACUUUACCAGUGGAACCACGGGUUAUCCCAAAAUGGUGGAACAUUCCUGCAGCAGUCUGGGGAUUGGGCUGACAGUUGUUGGAAGGUAUCUAUCCCUUUCUAAAUCUUCAGGGGCAACAAACACAACAGAAAGUCCUGUGGCAGUUUAAAGAAUGACUAUUUAAUUGUGGCAAGAACUUUGAUAGGCAUGAUGGCGUGGCUGUAAUCUUUGUUUUAAGCUUAAAUCACAAUAAAACUGCAAUUCUUAGUCAUCUAAAGGAGAGCCCCCAAGCACAACAUUUUAAAGUAAGUGCGCAUUACCACAGCUUUGAACCAUUUCCACCUCUCCACCUCCCCCAUUCUUGCACCUGCUGUCCUUUAAGUCUUAAAAUCAAAAGAUCUGAUCUUUUCACCCUGUCUAGUUUGUUCCUCAAACAUACCUAAGUCUAAUAAAUGUAACUGAGCAGUCGUCGUGUUUGCCUCCUUAUUACAGGUACUGGAUGGACCUGAAUCCUUCCGAUGUGAUCUGGGGUUUCUCCGACACAGGCUGGAUCAAAUUCGUCUUCAGCAAUUUGUACCCUUCGUGGAUCCAAGGGGCGUGUAUCUUUCAGCACGGCAUGCUCCAGUUCGAGCCAACGACUGUUCUCAAUGUAAGGCUAACAUUGCCUUAAGGCAGGAAGCAUUGGGACAGAAGACCAAGGUGUCUGGGGGAGUUGCUCUGCCAACAGAGAUCCUGAGUUUUCUCCUUGAGCUCCAGACCCAGAAGAGUGGUUGAGAAUUUGCUUUGGAUUUGGAUUUGAUAUCCCGCUUUAUCACUACCCAAAGGAGUCUCAAAGCGGCUAACAUUCUCCUUUCCCUCCCUCCCUCACAACAAACACUCUGUGAGGUGAGUGAGGCUGAGAGACUUCAGAGAAGUGUGACUAUCCCAAGGUCACCCAGCAGCUGCAUGUGGAGGAGCGGGGAGGCAAACCCGGUUCCCCAGAUUACGAGUCCACCGCUCUUAACCACUACACCAUGCUGGCUCUAGACAGCAUUCAGAAGGUUCUAGGUUCAAUGACAUCUCUAGGUAGGGCUGUGAAAGAUUCCCUGUCUGGGACCCUGUGGAGUUGCUUUCAAUCAGCGUAGACAAAGCUAAGCUAGAUGGACCAAUCUGAUUCAGUAUAAGGCAGGUUCCUAUACAUACACCAUAAUAGCCUUGCCUGCCUUGCAAGAGCUAUCUGGGGUCUCCAACAGAGGUCUUUCCCCAAUACCUCCCAUCUCAUCCUAGGGGUGGAGAACAUUUGUCAGCAUCAAGGCCCACGUAACCUUCUGGGCAGUAUCCCAAGGUCCACUUGCCAGUGGUGGGUGGGGCCAAAGGGGAAAGUGGGCAGAGUAAUAAAUGUAAAUUGAACCUUUCUACAAUGAGGCCUUUUCUACUCACUCAUUUGCUUCUCUUCCUCCACUCUGGAAGUUCGAGAGCCAAUGUGGUGUAGUGGUUAAGAGCGGUAGACUCGUAAUCUGGUGAACCGGGUUCGUGUCUCCGCUCCUCCACAUGCAGCUGCUGGGUGACCUUGGGCCAGUCACACUUCUCUGAAGUCUCUCAGCCCCACUCACCUCACAGAGUGUUUGUUGUGGGGGAGGAAGGGAAAGGAGAAUGUUAGCCACUUUGAGACUCCUUCGGGAAGUGAUAAAGCGGGAUAUAAAAUCCAAACUCUUCUUCUUCUUCUUCUUUGAGAUUAAGGGAACAUCCCCACCAAGCAAAACAUCCAAGAAGGGUCCAUAGCAGGGCCAGGGAGGGCUGUGGCCUGGAAAGAGUUGGAGAAGUAGCUGGGGAGCAUUCCAAGGGCCGGAUAGAAAGGUCUGAAGGGCCACAUUCUGCCCCAGUCUAAGGUUCCCCAGAGAGGCUAAGAAUUUAACUGGGAAUCUUCUGCAUUAAAAGCUCUUCCCGCUGAGCAGUGUUCCCUCUCCAGACCACAAUUCACUCUUUUUGAGGGAGGCAGGAAAUCUGUUUCCUCCAUUUCUUGGUAGAAGUAAAAACAACAUAUCAGCCUUGCAGGAAAAUGUUUCCGACAAAAAGUUAAAAAUCAGAAAUCAACCCUUGUGAGACUUCUGGAAUCACAUGGUGCAAUAGGAAUGUGUUUGUGUUUUCCCCUCUAGACCCUCACCAAGUAUCCAGUGACAACUUUCUGUGGCCCCCCAACUGUUUAUCGUAUGCUUCUGCAGCACAACGUUGGAAGGUACAGCAAACACUGCAUGGUAGCAUCUGUGCAUUUUAAAACUCAACACUAACUUCCUGCUUUUUAAAAAAGUGCACUUCUGAGUCCCUCUGCCUGGGUUUACAGAAUCAUAGAUUCAAAGAACUGCAGAGUUGGAAAGGACACCGAGGGUCAUCUAGUCCAAACCCCUGCCUGUUUUUUCUUGCUUUUGUUUUAGCUUGUUUACUAUUAAAUCCAUCUCAUUAUUUAUAUUUCUUGCUUCCUUUGGAAAUAUGUCAUAGAAUCUUAGAAUUGUAGUCGAGGGAUGUCCCAAGGCUCACCUAGUCCAAUCCUCUGCAAUUUAAUUUUCCAUUGCUUUAUUUCUUGCAUUUACAAUAGUUCCAUUUUCUACUUCUUGCUUGCACUUGAUAACAUUUAUUUUUUUUAAUUUCUGAACUCAGUCCUACCCUAACCUGAGCAUUGGCCAAGCUGUCCGGGACUGAUGGGCAUUCGAGUCCAACAUUACACCAGCACUAGGUGUGCUAACUGGGAUGCUAUUGUACGCCUUGCUACAGAGGCAAUAAUCACUGAUGACUCCAAGCUUCUUCAUACCCUCAUGCAGAUACAAGUUCAAGAGCCUGAGACGGUGUCUGAGCGGUGGAGAAGGCAACAGCCCUGAAGUGAUGGAGCAGUGGAAAGCGCAGACAGGAGUGGGAAUCCGUGAAGGCUAUGGGCAGACGGAGACGGUAUGUUGGCAUUUGACCAUGUAUCUAUAGACAACAACGUUAAACCUAUGGUUACGUGAAACAUACUCAAUAAACACACAAGAUGUAACCGGCUGUAAAGGUAAAGGGACCCCUGACCAUUAGGUCCAGUCGUGACCGACUCUGGGGUUGGGGCACUCAUCUCACUUUAUUAGCAUGACUCAGCCGCUUCUGGCGAACCAGAACAGCGCACGGAAACGCCAUUUACCUUCCCUCCGGAGUGGUACCUAUUUAUCUACUUGCACUUUGAUGUGUUUUCGAACUGCUAGGUUGGCAGGAGCAGGGACCGAGCAACAGGAGCUCACCCCGUCACGGGGAUUCAAACUGUCAACCUUCUGAUCGGCAAGUCCUAGGCUCUGUGGUUUAACCCACAGCGCCACCCGCAUCCCUGUAACCGGCUGUACUUUUGAAUAAAUAAGGUAUGCUAUUCAUUGUAUCAAAUUGUAGAUUUCAACGGAAGUUCAACGGAAAAAGCAGAAGACCCAGUGGAUCAGUUCAUUCUCUAGUCAGUUCAUGCAAGGUUUUCCGGAAUAUUAGCCUUGUUUCGCAACCACUACUAUGCUAUAAGAUCCACUAUCCUGUAAUAUUACAUAUGAGCCUGUUCUACUGAUGAAGCCUAGGAUGGCGAAACAAGGCUUAUAUUCCAGAAAUCCUUGUCUUAGACUCUGUGAAAGGAUUCUGUGGAACUGUAACAACCCUUCAUGUGGAUAUUGGACUCUUUGAACAGACAGGUAGAAUAGAUAAUUUUACAUGUAUGGACCUUAUGCAUGAACUGACUAGAGAAUGACUAGAGAAUGAACUGAUCCACUGGGUCUUCUGCUUUUUUUGUUGAACUUUAUGAGACUUCCGUUGAAAUCUACAAUUUGAUACAAUGAAUAGUAUACCUUAUUUAUCAUGUAUCUAUAGAAUCACAGAAUCACAGAAUUGUAGAGUUGGAAGGGAGCCCAAUGGUCAUCUAGUCCCCCCGCUGCAAUGCAGGAAACUUGCCUACUGCUGUCCCCGUGUGGGCUUGAACCGCCAACCUUCUGGUUAACAGCCAAGCACAGCUGGCCCAUUGUGCCAGCAGAAGCUUAUCAAAUCCAAAUGCAUGCUUUCCCCAAAACGCCCCACCUGGGAGAAUGCACCUCCAUCCAUAUUGGACAGAAUGGAAUGGAAUGCCCUGGAAAAGGGCAUGGCUGGCUGGUUGGAACCCUGUAUAGGAAAAGUAUACCUGAAGGAACGUCUCUACCCCCAUUGUUCAGCCCAGACACUGAGGUCCACCUCUGAGGGCCUUCUGACAGUUCCCUCACUGUAAGUGGUAAAGUUACAGGGAACCAGGCAGAGGGGUUUCUUGAAAGUGGCACCGGCCCUCUGCAAUGCCCUCCCAUCAGAUUUCAAGGAGAUAAAUGACUACACAACUUUUAGAAGACGUCUGAAGGCAGCCCUGUAUGAGGAAGUUUUUUUUAAUGUUUGACAUUUUAUUAUGUUUUAAUAUGUACUGGGAACUGCCCAGAGUGGCUGGGGAAACCCAGCCAGAUGGGUGGGGUAUAAAUAAUAAAAUUGUUGUUGUUGUUCCAUGCCGCAACUUCUCCUGCAGACUCCAGCUUGUACAGUCCCUCACUCAGGUAUGGCCCUUCCCCAGAUCUGUAAACGGAAGAUAGAUAAAGUCAACUGAAAAUUCUCUAAUCUGUUAAAAGCCAUAGUUUCAAAGAGUGAGAGAGAGAAACCUAACUGAACAUUUGCCGUUUCUAUACACAGACUAUGUUGUGUUCGACUAGGAGAGAUAUGAAAGUCAAGCCUGGCUUUGCUGGAACGCCAGCUCCUCCCUUUGAUGUCCAGGUAGGAAUAUUUAUAAUGCAGGGAAGCCAUAACAGUCACCAUAAUAACCUAUGUUGCCUGAGUAAACACCGUGAUGUGCCCAUAUUGCUCAAGUAAAGAGACAAAAAAGAAAAGCUCACAUAACCGACGCUUGGGGUUCCAUCUUUCUAGAUAAUAGAUGAACAUUGCAAUCGCCUACCUCCAGGGGAAGAAGGAGACAUUGCUGUUAAAAUCAAGCCCAAAAGGCCCUUGGGUCUCUUCACCUGUUAUGUGGUAAGAAACGAACCCUCUCAAAUGAUGGGGCAGCCUCCAAGGAAUAUAACAGAGUUGGGGGACCUUCCAGAUGUUCCUGACUGGACCUCCCAUCAUCCCUCUCCAUUGACCAUGAUUGCAAGGACUGUUGGGUAUUGUAGUAGAGCAACAUUUAGAGGACCACCCCUAGAAUCAAAAGAUAUUGUGUGCUUUUUUCAGCAGAUGUUAAUAAGGCUGGGUGGGGGACUUACAAACCCGUAAAAUGCAAAGCAAGCUGGCAAUCAGUUUAAAUCAUUUGAGGAGAACCUUUGGCCCACCAGAUGUUACAGAACUACAACUCCCAUCUACCCCAGAAAGCACAGCGAGCAAGCCGGGGAUGAUGGGGGUUGUAGUUCAGGGCCAAAGGUUCCCUACAUCUGGUUUAAACCAAAUAAGUAAGGGAAAAUAUGAUGGAGGAAAAAUUGCUAGGAGAGUUCAUACAUCAAAAAUUGUGGGGGGGGGGGUUUACCCCACCUUACUGAAAAAACAGGUCAGGAACCAUAGCUGUGGAUCAUCCCAUUUAACAACGGAAUGCCUGGGUAAGCAGAAAUGUCUUAGCCUGGUGACUAAAAGCUGGCAAUGAUGGUGCCAGGCAUGUUUCCCUGGGGAGAGCAUUCCAGAAACAAGGGGCCACCACUGAAAAAGCCCAUUCUUGUAUUGCCAUUGUCCGCACCUUCCUUGGAGUAGGCACUCAGGGAAGGGCCCCUGCUAAUGACAGCAGAAUCCAUGUAGUUUGAGAAAGAAAGGUAUUAUCCAUCAUGGCUGUAUGCAAUCUCCAGGACCAGAAGUGCCAUGAGUUGUAUUCCAUGCUAGUUCUUUGCAGUUAACCAAAUGUGAAAGCCAACUUUUACCCAGGAAAGCACUCAAUUUGAGAUCUUAGAAUGUUCUGCCUGUGUUGCUAGAUCUGCCCUUCCCAGCUGCAGGAUACCAACUGAUGUUGCAAGAAUCAAGAGAUGAAUGUGCCUUUGUAGCUUCGUUGAUCUCCACUGCAUUGUUCUUAGGAUGACCCUGAGAAAACAGCCGCAACAGAGCGUGGGGACUUCUACAUCACCGGGGACAGAGGGUUCAUGGACAAAGAGGGAUAUGUCCAGUUUGUGGCAAGAGCUGAUGACGUUAUCUUGUCUUCUGGGUAUGCUUAUUUUGUAAAACACUUGGCACAGCUGGUUUUUUUUUACCGUGCCACAAUGCAAAAGUUGCACACCAUUAAAAGACUAGAAAUCAAGCCAGCCCUGUCCCUGGUAAAGUAACAUCCAUUCCAUACAUUUAAAGCUCAUUUAUUUCCCCAAAGAAUCCUGGGAACUACAGCUUGUUAAAGGUGCUGGGAACUGUAGCUCUGUGAAAAUUAAACUACAGUUGUCAGGGUUCUAUGGGGGAAGCUGUGGAGGGUAUUCAACUAAGUUUUACUCAGAGUAAGCCCACCGAAAUUAACAAACAUGACUAAGUUAGGCCCAUUCAUGUCCAUAUGUAUGCUCUAAGUAAAAUUUAGCUGAAUGAUACCCUAUGCGCUUUAAAUUCAAAGUAACGCUAAGGAGAUGCUUCUAUAACCAGAAGUGUUUCUGUUUGUCUCACAAAGCAAUCUCCCCUCUUGUCUCCAUGCACUGUUCUGGGGUUUCACCUGACAGGUCCCGGUCCCCCCCAGCACACUUGAGGGUCUAGGGAGUGGAGACAGGGGGGAAGCCCUAUUCCACUAGCAGAAACCUUUGUGCUGGCUUACACUCAUGGGACCGUGCAGAUGAAUCCUUGCCCCUGGGGUGACGGGAGUUAUAGCUGAGCAAUAUCUCGAGGGUCAAAGUCCUCCCCACACCUGAAUCAGGGUGAGAUCCAAUCUUAGCCCUAUUCAGAGUAGACCCAUUGAAAUUAACAGACCUAUGUUAGCACUCACAAAGCUCUGCUUCAGGCUGAUAGCUUGCCAAGCUCUAACUUCUCCUUCAAAUUUGAGAUAUCGCAUUGGGCCAUCAGAAGUAGAAAAUGCCUUGAUGGAGCAUCCGGCAGUGGCAGAAGCAGCCGUCGUCAGCAGCCCAGAUCCUGUCCGAGGAGAGGUAUGGUUCUCCCUCCUCCUCCUCCUCCUCCUUCUUCAAUAUGUCUGUAUUGAAAGAUUUUCACUACGUAACAAAAAUACAUCCAGUGUCUUUAUUUUCAAAUCGUCAAGCCCUUCAUAUAGGUCAGUUACAAUCAGUUUGAGACCUUUUUGUUAUAGGCAAUGUGGGGUUGUAGGCGACAUGCAGCUCCACCUGUAGUAUAAGCAUGGAAAUUGGAAGUUAAGGCUUCUAUGUUCCUGCUCAGUCUGUGGUCCAGGAGCUAAGUGUGGAUGGGGAGCUUCUAGGUCUCUGCACUUCCUUCUGAGGGUUGUUCAACUUGGGACUGGUCAGCCCUUCAAAUACCUGCAGGGCCAAUGGUACCCCACACCUGAAAAAGAUGGCACCUUCACAAUAGAGGGCUAUCCCAGGACAUCCUAGGAGGAAUGAGUCUCAUCUUGCUUCCUCCCUGUUUCGUUUUCUAUGUACAGCAGGGGGCGACUGUGUGUGCAAGAGAGCAUUCAGUGAUGUCUGAGCCCCCACCAGCAGCCUCAGGUGGGACAGCCCAGACCUACAUUCCCCAUCUCUGCAAGAGCUAGGUUUUUGUCAGAGAGGGAGGUGGGUACAAUUGAUAGUAUCAUAAGAAGUUUCCUUAUUCUGAGCCGGGCCAUUGAUUCAUCUACCCCAGUAUUGUCCUCACAGACUGGCAGUGGCUCUCCAAGUUUGCAGGCUGGGUUCUAUCACAGCCCGACCUGGAGAAGCUGGGACCUUCUGCAGGCAAAGCUCUAACCACUGAGAUGCAGCCCUUUCCCUCAUUUCUUCCCCUUUUACACACACAAGCACGGCUAUCAAUUAACCUUGCCUCCACUCGCCUUCAUUGUAGGUUGUGAAAGCUUUCGUCGUCCUGUCACCAGUUUAUCAGUCACAUGACAAAGAACAAUUAAUUCUUGAACUGCAAACACAUGCCAAGAAAGUGACAGCUCCUUAUAAGUACCCCCGAAAGGCAAGUACAGUGUUCAGAAUUACUCGGCGUCAAUCUCUGGAUCUUGGGUGGAGGGAGAGACAAUGUUCUUAAGAACGAAUUAGGAAUGAUCCUAGCCUAGCAAUGCUUCCAGACUCUGGUUUCAGACAAGAGGCACAGUUCAAAGCAAACUUACCUCAUUUGUGCUGUCCUUUGAAAUUUGUGCUGCUCUGAAUUUUACGAUGCAGUUGUCCAAUGGAGUUGUGCAUUCAAAAUGCAUAUACUGGAGUAAAUUUGCAUAGAAGCGCAAAAAUGCAUUAUAUUAAGGGGAGCUGAUCUGCAAAAAAAAAAAAAGUUUAUAUUUGAAGAAAUUUGCACACAAAUGGUCGUGAAUUUUCAUGUGCACGUUUAGAAAUGUUAAUUCGCAAACUGAUGUUGAAAUGUGAAGAGCUGAAUUUAAGAUUGGAAAAACGAAAAACAGAGAUAAAUCAAAAUUGACAUAUUCAUCUGUCCUCUGGUUGCUGGGGAUUGAACCUGAGACCUUUUGCAUGGAGAAAAAAAAGACGUGUUCUGCCACUAAGCUACAAUCCCUCUCCAGUGGCUCCUAUUUAAAUGUGUAUUAUCUCUCUGAAUAUAUAUUACUGUUAUAAUCCACCCUUCACCAGUAUGUCUCAAGCUGCGUUACAACCAUUUAAAAUCCAAAAUUAAAAACUUUAAACCUAGUUUUAAACUCCAAGUUUGAUACAUUUCAACUGCCAGAGACCACUACAGCAUUAGGAGAAGUGUGAAGUCAGUACAUUUGUCCAAGACAUGCAAUGGAUCAUCUCACAAAGGAAUUUGCAAUGCCUGAAUUCCUCAACCAUUCAGAUGCAGAAAUUCAGCUGCUGUAGCAUUUUUGCUGCGUGGAGCUGAAAGGAGGGUCAAAAACUCCCAUGGCUAAGCCUCUGGCUGCCAUACCCCAGAUUCAAGGCCCAGGACUCUUUCCAGGAGAGGUGGGGACAGCUGGUCAUCCUGUGUUUUGUUAAGACUUGGAUUAAGAUUCCCCUGUUCCACAAAAGUUGGUUUUUCACAAUGACUAAAUGUAACUCCAAAAAAAGUUGAUGUGUUCAGUUUACCCCUCUCUUUUUAAUCCUUCAAAACAGAUAGAGUUUGUUCAAGACCUACCCAAGACAAUUUCUGGGAAAAUCCAGAGGAAGGAGCUGAGGCUGAAAGAGUGGGGGAAAGCCUAA